Molecule: messenger RNA, 1525 nt
Organism: Paralichthys olivaceus (Japanese flounder)
Lineage: Eukaryota; Metazoa; Chordata; Actinopteri; Pleuronectiformes; Paralichthyidae
Gene: alx4b
Product: ALX homeobox 4b
Biological process (GO): regulation of transcription by RNA polymerase II
Molecular function (GO): RNA polymerase II transcription regulatory region sequence-specific DNA binding; DNA-binding transcription activator activity, RNA polymerase II-specific
Source: RefSeq, a predicted model, not a curated record
UGUGUGUGUGKGUGUGUGUGAGUGAGUGUGUGUGUGUGAAGGAGAGAGAGGCUACUGAGGCGGCAUCAGGCAAGGCAUUUUCUCUUUACCCCGACAAACCUUCAGGGGGCUUUUAGCAUUUGUUCAGUCUGCAGUCUCUGGAAAACAUCUGAUUCAUUUUUCUAACCAGUCCCAGAUGCGCCAGUGUGAGCGUGUGUGUGCAUGAAGCGCGCGUCACCCUGAGUCUGCGGGAGAAGAUCUGUGACGGAGGGAGGGAGAAGAGGAGAAGAAGAACAGUGUGGAUUUUUUUCCCGGUAAUAUCACUUUUUUUUAAGUAUGAACGCAGAUACGUGCGUCUCAUACUGCGAUAUGACAUCGAUGGAUUCAUAUUAUAGCACAGCCACCGCUGCGCAAGGUAGGGAGCACCAGGCCAACAACCCGUUCAGGACUUUCCCGAGCGCAGAGAGCAAAUACAGCCCCACGUUCAUCCCGGGUAAAGGGCAGGCGUACGGGGAGAAGUCCCGGAGCCCCUUCCAGUCGGAGUGCCAGUCGCUGGAUGGCGCGGAGGAGGGCACCUUCAGCAAGUACCAGCUCUUCAUGCAGCGGCCGAGCUGCAAGACUCCGCCCGAAGGCAGCAAGCUGCACCCGGACAGCGCGCACAACGGGACGCUCAUUUCCUGCUAUGGUAAAGACAACAGCGGCCUGACAGAUUCCGAAUUGCCCCAGAGCGUCGACCCUCCUGGGAUGGAAGGCAGCUACCUGAACCUGAAGGAGCCUGGCGUGAAGGGACCGAGUGAGCGGCCGGGCUCGGACCUCUCCAGCCCUCUGGACAAAAGUGAGGCAGAGAGUAACAAAGGCAAGAAGAGGCGCAAUCGCACCACCUUCACCAGCUACCAGCUGGAGGAGCUGGAGAAAGUCUUCCAGAAGACACAUUACCCAGAUGUCUACGCCCGUGAGCAGCUGGCACUGAGGACAGACCUGACAGAGGCUCGUGUGCAGGUGUGGUUUCAGAAUCGCAGAGCCAAGUGGAGGAAGAGGGAGCGUUUUGGCCAGAUGCAACAGGUCCGCACACACUUCUCCACCGCUUACGAGCUGCCUCUACUGACUCGGCCUGAGAACUAUGCACAGAUCCAGAACCCUUCAUGGAUCGGGAGCAGCAGUGGAGCGUCUCCAGUGCCCGGCUGUGUCGUGCCUUGUGACUCUGUCCCAUCCUGCAUGCCCCCUCACCCUCACGGCCCCGGAGGCGUCUCCGACUUCCUUGGCGUGUCCAGUCCUGGAAGCAGCCACAUGGGACAGACGCAUAUGGGCAGUCUGUUUGGGGGUCCCGGGAUGGGCGGGGGAAUCAAUGGCUAUGAUCUCAAUGUCGAUCCAGACCGCAAGUCCUCCAGCAUAGCUGCGCUGCGUAUGAAGGCCAAGGAACACAGUGCAGCCAUCUCCUGGGCCACAUGAUGUCCCAGCCCAGCUCCACCCUGCCCCCACUGGGCCCCUUUCUCCGGAGCAGCCGCCGGCCAGCGCUGCGAGGGAGGAGGGACUUUUCCUGAGAGCA